Ciona intestinalis (vase tunicate) is the source of this 1665-nucleotide messenger RNA. RefSeq names its product zinc finger CCHC domain-containing protein 24. The record is from RefSeq and is a predicted model, not a curated record. Gene Ontology annotation, molecular function: zinc ion binding; nucleic acid binding. Lineage: Eukaryota; Metazoa; Chordata; Ascidiacea; Phlebobranchia; Cionidae.
AUGUUUCAUUUUAUUUUACAGACUGAACAGGGUAAUAAAUUAAAAGUAUUAUUUGGAAAAGAUUAAAACUAUCGACAGCAAAAUGUCGGCUGGAAUGUCUUUGCUUUCGCAAAUCGACACAAGCGCGUCGGUACAACAGCCAGCACAGCUGCUCAAUUGGGUUUACCUGACACUACAAGAGCCGCAGCAGAAUACACGUCAAGUUAUGCCCGGCCCAAAUCCAGCAGCUAGGUACCAUGUACCGCAAAGGGAAACUGUACUCAAUCAAAACUCAAUGGCGAAAGAGCCUUCGCUCUUUUCCCCGAUGUAUUUGUUCCCUGAUUUCCUACUGCCACAGACGGAUGCCUUUCACCAGUCAUCGGCCUCUGACUCGUUUUCAAGCUUUUCAAGCAGCCCCCCGCCGUCUCCUUUCGACAGUAUCGGUGAUUUGGUCGAGGGUUUCGGAGAUUUAACCCUGGGAUUCCAAACUCAAACGACAAAGUUGCCACCAGCAAAUUAUUUGUGUCACCUCUGCUUUACCAAAGGCCAUUAUAUAAAGGAUUGCCCACACGCACGACCAAAAGGAGAAGGCCUGACGCCAUACCAGGGCAAGAAACGUUGCUUCGGCGAGUACAAAUGCUCGAAAUGCAAACGAAAAUGGAUGAGUGGUAACAGCUGGGCGAACAUGGGACAAGACUGCAUAAAGUGUCAUAUCAACGUAUACCCGCACAAACAGAGACCAUUAGAAAAACCGGACGGUUUAGACGUUUCUGAUCAGAGCAAAGAACACCCGCAACACCUAUGUGAAAAAUGUAAAGCACUUGGCUACUACUGUCGUCGAAUUCUAUAAAUAUACGUGUAAAGUAUAAGUAUACAUAUACUGAUGGACACUUUUCAAUUUUAACCAGCUUUUUCAGAUUUUUUUUUGUAACAAAAGCGACCUUAAUGUAAUAACUAAAUAUCGGUACAAAAUAAUUGCCGAAAGGUCUGUUUCUGAUGUAUAUUAAGCCUUGAAGUAACAGGUUAAAUGUUACUAAUAUAAUUGUGUGUACAUUAUGUUUCUGCUAUCUUGCCGCCAAAAACGCAGAAUUGUUGAUAUUUUAAUAUUAUUUCAUUGUAAAUACCCCUUUUACUUUUUCAUACCACCAAUUUCUUCAAGAGUGUGCCUAUGCCUUUCUUUUGUGCAUGGUCAACAAAUUUAGCUUUUACUCUUUUGUUUUACCAUUUUUUACUCCCCGUUGGUGACACAUGUAGUGAUAUUUUUAUUGCGCAACACUGCAAAAACUGUCCGUGCAUCACUGAGAAUUCGUCAGUCUCAGAGAUGUGGUCAAUUGAUAGUCAUUCUUAUUUGUGUCCCAAGACAGCGCAACGCCAAUAGGUGAAACCUUUUUAAAUAGUAUCAUAGCGUACCAGUAUCCGUUUGAACUUUAAAUGCACUGAAAAUGUUGCUCGGUCCACAUGCGUACUUUUGUAUAUUUCCGCUACGCCACGAAAGUGGGCCUAGAUUUGCUAUUUGUAUAUAAUAUUGCAUCAGUGAUUUAUACUGUAAAAUGUCACCUAUACCCACGCCUGUAUAUUAUGUAUAUAUUCUGCUCUUUUUCGAGGUUUAUCGUUUUUACUAUACUUGCUGGUUUGUAUGAAUUCCGAUUUUUUGCGUAAAUUGCCAAUACACAAACUUUAAAAUUA